GCUCCGGGGUCGGCAGCUGCAAAACUCUCUCCUCUGUGGCAGUGACGUUUCUGGAAGCGUGGUUGCUAGUUGGAUGGCUUUCUAUUACUUAACAGGGAUUCCGCCGCGAAAUGUGCUUUAUCUCCUUCCUAUCCCCCUCAAUCUCUCUGUUCUUUAGUCUCAAGACGUAUCUGGGCACAGCUUGAGAGGGCAAGAGGGGCAAUCUGAUGUGGUUGGUGGGGAGACGCUGGGUUAAUGAGGUGGUCCCCGAAGAAGUUCCAGAUGGAGGCUGAGAGGACACCUCAGACAGACCCUUGGGCAAGCAGGUUCUCUGAGCCCUUGAACCCGAGCAGUUUGGGGAGAAGACCAUGUUGGGGUGACAUGGAGGCAGAGGUAGUGAUUCUCGGUGGUCCAAGCUGACCCAGAGACCCGUUCUCUCUGUGGCCUGGUUGGGGACCCGGUGAGGGCAUUGCGGCUCAAGUCUGACAUGGAAAGCCCACACCAUGGCUUGCUUUGUAAAGUCAGGUGCAGACCCAGCAGCCGGAGGGGAAAUUUAAUAAGGAGAGUAGUAACUAUUACCAUUUUGGGACCCAGGGGUAUCCCGGAGUUUAUCAUGUUAUUGCCUUUGGCUAUAAGAGGGUAAGGUGGGAAUAGACAUCAAAUUACAAACAGCCAAAAGUCCCCCCUCUUUUUUCCCUUGCUUCAUUUCUAGCCACCCCCCCCCAAAGAGUCUUAGCAAAACAAUACUUCCAUGGAGAAUAAUAACACUCUUUGUCCCCUUGGCCAAAGGGACUGCCAGCCAUUGGCAAACGAUUGCACUUUGAAACAGCGAGAGAAUUCUGCCUCAGUUCCCUGUUUGAACUAGGAAGGCAUUGUUUUCCAUCAGGUUCUGAUGUUCCUGGUAUUAAAUGAUGUGUCAGAGCUGAGAGGCACCCGUGCUCUUCCCACAGAGUGAUGGCCUGUUAAACUCGGCUGCAGGCGAGAGAGAGGUGCAAAGGUUUGGCCAUGAUCCCCGACCCAGCUGGGCCAGGGCCAUGGCCCCAGAAGAUCAUAGAAGAGAGAGAGAGAGAAAGUUAGGUGACUAAUUUGGGUCUGAAGGCUCUUGCAUGUGGGUAAUGAACCAAAAAGAUCAUGUCUGAAGUACAAGGAACGGUGGAGUUUUCUGUAGAGCUACAUAAGUUUUAUAAUGUGGAUCUCUUUCAGAGAGGGUAUUAUCAGAUCCGAGUGACCUUAAAGGUGUCCUCAAGGAUUCCCCACCGGCUGAGCGCCUCCAUCGUUGGGCAGACAGACAGUGGCAGCCUGCGCUCAGCCUGCAUCCACGAGAGCACCGUGCACAGCCGGGUCUUCCAGAUCUUGUACCGGAACGAAGAGGUGCCCGUCAAUGAUGCCGUGAUCUUCCGGGCUCAUUUGCUCCUCGAUGGUGAAAGGGUGGAAGAGGCGCUAAGUGAGGUCGAUUUCCAGCUCAAGGUGGAUUUGCACUUUACCGACAGUCAACAGCAGCUGAGGGACGUGGCCGGGGUGCCUGUGAUCAGCAGCCGCGUGCUGGGCCUGCACUUCCACCCGCGGAGAGGCCUGCACCACCAGGUCCCCGUCAUGUUCGACUAUUUCCACCUGUCGGUGAUCUCGGUGACCAUCCACGCUGCCCUGGUGGCCCUGCAGCAGCCCCUGAUCAGUUUUACUCGUCCAGGAAGAGGCCCCUGGCUCGGCAAAGGUGGCCCAGACACAGGACCAGAACAGUCCAGCCUCUCCCUGGAAAAUCUGGUCUUUGGAGCGGGAUACUGCAAGCCGACUUCCUCAGAGGGGAGCUUCUACGUGCCUUCCGAGAACUGCAUGCAGCACGCGUACAAGUGGCACCGGGAACUGUGCUUCCUGCUCUUACAUGCCUACCGGGGACUCCGCGCCUACUUCCUGACCAUCAUGAGAGACGUCCCGGAGCUGCCGCACAUGGAGCUGGAGUCGCUUGCUGUGGAAGAAACACUCUCUCAGCUGUGCUCAGAGCUGCAGAUGUUGAAUAACCCAGAGAAGAUAGCUGAGCAGAUCAGCAAGGACCUCGCCUGGCUGGCCUCCCACCUGAUGGCUCUGUGGACCCAGUUCCUGGACACAGUGACACUGCACUCCCAAGUGACCACGUAUCUCACCCAGGAACAUCACACCUUGCGGGUCCGAAGGUUUUCCGAGGCCUUCUUUUACAUGGAGCACCAAAAACUGGCAGUCCUGACCUUUCAGGAAAAUCUGAUACAGACCCACAGCCAGCUGUCUCUGGACAUCAGGAAUUCGGAGUACCUCACCACCAUGCCCCCGCUGCCCGCAGAGUGCCUGGACAUUGAUGGCGACUGGAGCACCCUGCCUGUCAUCUUCGAGGACAGAUACGUGGACUGCCCUGCCACAGGGCAUCAUUUGAGUGUUUACCCUAAUUUUGAUGCCCCAGCAUCAAGUCCUGCAAUAACGAAUCUGAAGGACAGCGAGGAGAACCAUAUUGGAAGUAGAGACGCAGCUGUGAGAGAAGACCCGGUCCUGCCCACCAGGAAGCCACCCCCAAAGAACUCUGAUGAAGAGCUUGUUAGGUGUCCAGAGCCAGAGGAGAAUGUCCCCACACCGAGUCACGUGGACAUGUGCUCUGAAUCUCAGGUGUAUCUGACCAUUGGUGAAUUCCAGGACAAGCCAGGAUUGCCUGAAGCUGAACAUUGGCCUGGCCAAAGGUCUGAUGUUGGAAGGCACCUGCUGGCGGAUGAGGACCUGCCCAGAAGCAGUCUUGGCCCCGAGGACGGCCAGGCCCCAGCACUGACCUACAUCGACGUGCAAUCCAGCAGUAAGAACACCUGCAGCGCUGAACCCACCGUGGUCACCGGUGCUCCGCACGAGCGCGGGUGCUGGCCGAGUAACUCUGAAUUACACAGAGCGGAGCUGAGCCAAGGGGGAGGAGGCGGAAGUCGUCAAAAUGCCACCUCUUCCGAGAAGACCACGCUGCGUGAGUUAAGUCCUCUAGGAAAGGGGGCGGACCCCGGGAGUAAGAUGGUGCUGCUAAGCCUGAGGCUCGUGCCCUCGGAGCCCUGUGAUCCACUAAACCCUUCUCUGAGGGACCCCGUGGGCCUGCGGGCUUCCCCACGGGACGCCCCCGCAGAGGAGCAGGAGGAAGGGCCAGUGCUGUCCGGAGCCAUCGAGAGAUCCUCUUCCGUCAUCUCCGAUUCAGGCAUCGAGAGCGAGCCAAGCUCCGUGGCCUGGUCCGAGGCCCGGAGCCGAGCCCUGGAGCUGCCUGGCGACCGGGAGGUCCUGCACCAGCUGGUCCGAAGACACGCCCUCCACAGGAACUCCCUGGAGGGCGGACACACGGAGAGCAAUACGAGUCUGCCCAGCGGGAUCCAGGCCUCUCUCACCUCCAUCAGCUCUUUGCCCUUUGAGGAGGAGGAGCGGGAACUGGCGCGCACCAAAUUGACCAAGUCCGUGUCUGCCCCCCAGAUCAGCAGCCCGGAGGAGUCUGCUGAAGAUGCGGACACCACGCAGCCAGGCGGGGGGCUCGCUGAAACCCCAGCGGAGGACAGCGAGAGCCGCGAUCCCUCGGGCCCCUGCCUUCCGCUGAGUGGCGGCUCCGGAAGCCGGGAUGCUGGGGUUGCCCAUUUGCUUGCGGAGGUCGUUUCAGAUGCCAGCCACCAGCAGGGCCCUGGCUACAUAGACACCCCCAAAGGGAAAGAGAAGGUCGAUCCUCAAGGACCCUGUUGUCUUGAUGGCAGGACUGAUAACCCUCCAGGUGUUGAAACCAAAGGUCUUAGUUUAAAAAUACCACCCAUCUUAGCGCUUGAAAACCCGAAGAACCAACCUCUCCCUGGAGCGCCCGUGGAGGCCCCGAAGGGCAGGCCUGAAGAUGCUAACGUGGGGGAGCGUCCUCUUCCCAACAGCGGCAUCUUGGAUGCUGAGACUUUCACCCACCAUAAGGUGCCUGAAGUGAGCAGCACAUCAGCUGCCAACACGGUCGACCUGGAUUCAACCAGUGAGCGAGGCAGCUCACCUUGCACUGCGGAGGAUACAGUGCUUAGGAGAGGCGCUCGCACCUUCCCGGAAGAUGGACGUGAAGAGGGCCCUGCGUGCUCCCCUGUGUCACGUUCCCUUCACUCCCAAAGUACGGGGAACCAGGAGCCCAGGGCAGGCCCUUCCACCGUGAUGUCACACUUGGCCUCUGCAGAGACCUUCCCCCUCGACAGCCUGAAAGCGGUCGAGGUCGUCAACUUAUCUGUGUCUUGCACUGCCACCUGUCUCCCUUUCUCGUCUGUGCCCAAGGAGACCCCGGCCAGGGCCGGCUUCUCUUCCAAACAGACUGCGUUUCCCAUCACUCAUCAACCUCUGGGGUCCUUUGGAGUUGUUCCCACCCAUUCCGGCAAGUUGGAGGAGGAAGUCAGUGAGCGGAUGUUCAGUUUUUAUCAGGCCAAAGAAAACUUUAAAAAAGAGCUGAAGAUUGAUGGAUUUCUGUACAGUGACUUAUCUGUACUAGCUUCUGACAUACCGUAUUUCCCACCAGAGGAAGAGGAAGAAAAUUUGGAAGAUGGGAUUCACCUGGUGGUCUGUGUCCAUGGCCUGGAUGGGAACAGUGCAGACCUGCGGCUGGUAAAGACCUUCAUAGAACUGGGGCUCCCUGGAGGAAAGCUGGACUUCCUAAUGUCAGAAAAGAAUCAGACGGACACGUUCGCGGAUUUCGACACCAUGACGGACCGGUUACUGGACGAGAUCAUCCAGCACAUCCAGCUGUACAACCUCUCCAUAGCGCGAAUUAGCUUCAUCGGCCACUCCCUGGGCAACAUCAUCAUCCGGUCGGUCCUCACGCGGCCUCGCUUCCGGUACUAUCUGAACAAACUCCACACCUUCCUGUCGCUGUCCGGGCCUCACCUGGGGACGCUGUACAACAACAGUACCCUGGUCAGUACAGGCUUGUGGCUCAUGCAGAAACUGAAGAAAUCCGGGUCCCUCUUGCAGCUGACCUUCAGGGAUAAUGCUGAUCUGCGCAAAUGUUUCCUCUACCAACUAAGCCAAAAAACAGGUCUGCAGUAUUUUAAAAACGUCGUGCUGGUUGCUUCUCCCCAAGACCGCUACGUGCCCUUUCAUUCAGCCAGGAUCGAAAUGUGUAAAACUGCCCUCAAGGACAGACACACAGGACCCGUGUACGCAGAGAUGAUCAACAACCUCCUGCGCCCCCUGGUGGACGCCAAGGACUGCACUUUGAUUCGACACAACGUGUUCCAUGCCUUGCCCAACACUGCCAACACCCUGAUUGGCCGCGCGGCUCACAUCGCUGUGCUGGACUCCGAGCUCUUCCUGGAGAAGUUCUUCUUGGUGGCGGGACUCAACUACUUCAAGUAGCGGCGCGGAGGGAGCAGGCCUGGGGGCGCUGGCCAGAACCCUUUCAGAUCCCUGAGCGCUCUGGCUGAGCCGUGCUUUUCUAGACCUCUGUCAUUCCAGGGUGGAGCUCGGGAGAGGAGGGCGCCGAGGGGUGGGUGGAGGGUGGGGUGGUGACCCUUCGAGGUGCUUUCAUUUGGGAGACCUGGGGAAGCCGAAGCAGUGGUGUAAGAGACAACAGACUUUGCCCGGCCCCGUCUAGCCGCCUGGAGUCUCACUCAAGAUGCUUGCUAGGAAAAUGUGGCGAAAAUAAAGAAACAGCCUACCUGGAGGUGGUUGGUGAGCCCACCUUUUACCCGCCCCUGGCUCACAGAGCGAUGGCUCCCGUUUCAACUAGCUCUGUCCCGUAUGUUACUACUUCAUAGCUUUAUCAUUUUUGAUGCACACAAGCAUUUCAGAACUCAGGUUAACCUCUGUGCAGAAGUGGAACAUAGUUGUGUAAAUAGACUCCCUCACAGAUUCAAAUGUGCCCCUUGUUCAGGACCGCGUGAGGCCCACGCUCUCAUCUUCUCCUCGUGUUUUCUCAACAAGGGACAAAGGAGUGCUUUCCCAGCUCCAGUUUUAUUUCACAGCAGCCGUGGGUGGGGCAGUUGAGGGCUAUCAGGAGAUACAGGUGAUGCUACUGGUAAAGGCAAGUUGGUGACAAAGGAAGAAGAACCGGAGGGAGGGUGAUGAACUGGCUGCCCCCCUCUCCUUCUCUGGUCCUUCCCUAUGCACAGCCCUGGUCCACGCGUUGUCCUUGUGAUUGCUGAAAUCGCUGUCUGUCGUAGGCCAAAUGGAGACUAAACCUAGCGGAAGAGGGCGCUGAGAUUAAUGCACACCUGUGGGAAGCUCCGGCCGGUAACUUCCAAAGAAAUGCUGUGCUGGCAUUUGAUGCACUUGCAAAAAAUGAAAACCACGCACAUGACCAGCUGCUUCUCCUCUCCGCGGAAGGGAAGAGACAUCUAACUGGAGGAGGCUGGAUUUAAAACCUCAGGGGAGCUCUAAGAAGGGUGCUGGUUAUCUUCCACUAGACAUGUCUUCUUGCCUUAGGAAAAUAAAGGGCUAGGAAAGGUCCCCAUUGAUUAAAAAAAAAAAAAGCAGUAGACCACAGGGACAAACACGAGAUCAGAGCGGAGAGCGAGAGUCCGUUUGUGGGUUCAACUUCAGUUGUUACCAGUGAGUGACUUCAGGGGAAGUUGGGAACAUUACCAAGGGAUUUGCCGUGGUCCCGGGGACUGAGGACACGCCAUGGGCCGAAGGAAGCCUAGAGAAUCAUUUCAUUGCACUGAAGGAGUGCACGAGCCAGGACCGUAGGGUUCAUUUACACGGGCGGCCCAUCUUCUUGGGGCAAAAGCUCCUACGUCCGCAAAAUUCCCUUCCAAAAGCAUGGAAACUCAUCUGGGACCAGAGUCCUGGUGCCCGCACCUAGACCCUCUUCUAGGGUCGCAAGCCGAGUGCUUCUAGACUCCCUGAGAAUUUUGUUCCUCACCUGCUAACAAGGUGACCUUGGAAAACAAAGAAGACCGUGGGAAACAAGUCCAGGUAGACCACCUCACAGGAGAGCAGCCUGAAGAAUUUCCUAAGAAAGGAAGCGACAGGAAGGGUCCAAAGCCAGACUUGCACACAAGAGAUGUAGGGUUUCUGUGGGUCUCCUUUCCCUGUCUCCUGGUCCUAACCCGUGUGGGAUCAGUGGGUCCCCAGGUCGCUCCCCCACUGGGUAUUUUUCCAGAUUCCCGGUGGGCAUAGAUUCUGAUUAGGCAUCAGCGAGACCCGUCUGCUGUAUCACCCGGAGGAAUGGGCCUCCUGCUGUGCAGCCUGUGAUGGUGCCAUUAUUCUUGACAGGUGCCCACGCUCAGUGCAGGACUGUGUGUUUGUAGCCACGUCUCCUCCUUGGUCCCACGAGGAGCCUGCCCCUCUGAGGAGCAUUGCCUUUUCGUGUUUCCAGGGCUCGUGAUCAAAGCGUGUCCCUCCCUGGUCGUUGGAAAGGCCGUGUGGCCCGCGGUGAAGGAGCCACAGGGUGAAUCCGUGACCAUCGUCUUUCCCAGCAGCCAGAUGCCAUUUUUAACUCCAAGAUGCUGUCUGGACACAGAACUAAUGGCAAUAAGCGUCCAGCCGCAUGGCGCACCUCUUUUUACAGGGGUGCUCUGCUGUCUUUGUAAACGCACGCUGGCCUCUGAGCAUCUAUUACAAUGGUGUAGAAAGUAUAUCCUAUAUUGUAAAUAAGAGCGUCCAGUGUUGCGUGUCAUGCCUCGUUUGAAAAGGCUUUUUAUGUCUCUUUCUAUGGAAGUAUAGAUAUAUAAUAUAUAUAUAUGAAAAAAUAUAUAUAAUGUAAACAGGGACGUUCUAUGAUUGAUUAUAAAAUUAUAAACAAAAUGCCUGCCCAGAGGAUAAUAAUAGUAUGUCUUCAUUCUCGGCAUAGUUUUUUGUUGUUGUUUGUAUGAUCUGUUGAAGUUUCUCGGAACGAGUUAGAUGUCAGUGUUACUGACGUUGAGCGGAAUUGGAACUUGUUGUUCGUGAGUCAAACAUCCUCAGAGGAGCAGAGAUGGACCUAAAGUCCCUUGGCGGCCAAAUAAAUGCCUCAGUGGCAGGUUGAAGUCGGCCGGAGUGCUGUGCACCUGGGGAGACGAGGGAGCGAGACCCGGUUCCCGUGAGCGUCUAGAAGCCACAGCUAUUUACUGGGCAACCUCCCUCUGUGCCAGGUGGGAGCACAGGGGUCAAAGGCAGAGUCCCUGCUCUCUGUGAACAGAAGGAAAUCCAGCCUCGGUAUUACAACAUGAUGUAACGGAGGCUUGAAAGAGGCACAGGCAGGAUCAAAUCCAAGUCAUAGACGUCCAUUCCUCAUUGCCGGGAGCAGGCUGAGAACGGGACUUUGAAAGGGAAACUUGAACAUGAGAGACGUACUUGCAGAGCCUGUCACCAAGGGCAUGAGUUCAUCAGUGCAUUUAUUCACUCAUUCAGUCACUCAUGCAUUCGACAAAUACUGAUCGAGGGUCUGCUCUGUGCGGGGACAGAGUAACCAGCCCAUCAAGUGGGAAGUUAAGUCAGGUAGGCCCCACGGAGGUGGGGUGAGUCUGAUGGGGCUCAGAAGAGGGUUUCCAACCCACCCUGGGGCAGUGGGGGGAGCGUGGGCCAGAAGGGGCUCAGGGAAGACGUGAUGCCCAAACCCAGACGCAGGCGGAAGAAGGGCUGGCUGGGUAGAAGGAGAAUCGCAUGGAUCCCCAGGGAGGGAACAGAAUGAGUAAAAGGUUUAAGACGAGAGCGAGCUGGGAGCCUGGGGUGCACUGGACAGGCAGAUGGAGAGUCAGUGGGGGUGCAGGAGUGACAGAGGGAGGUGUGAGACCUCAGCCACCUGCAGGAUUUUCUUCUCCGAGGAGGAAAUUUCCGAUGUUAACACUAGUAGGACAAUUUUCCCUCGGUGAUGAAGGUCCUGUGGGAGAUGGGGCUCACCCCCCACCCCAUCAUUACAUCUCUCUCCAGGGUUAUUGGAUUGAAAGCACGUCCUUAGGUGUUCGCAGUCCCUCAGGUGUAACGGGCACUUUUUUUUUUGCCGUGAUUUGGUUUCAUGGAAUUUACUUCUGAGCACUGCCAAUGAGCCGGGCUGCCAUGUGCAGUUGCCCAGGUUGUAUGAAACAUGACAGUGACCCCGUGGAAGAGCUGUGCUCGCUUACAUCACCCUUAACAGGUGUCCGUCCCAAUAUCCUUAGGAAGGGUGGAGGCCACUCCGUAACUUGUGGAGCCAAGCACCUGUGCGCACGUCGGGAUCAGCUUUUCUUCCCUAGUUUUUCAUUCACUUUUCAUGUCUGUGUUUUACCAAAAAUCUAUGUUGCAUUGGGUAUUUUACCAGGCUGUAGAAAUAGUAAGAUACAGCAUGUAAUUCCAAACACUAGAAGGAUCCGAGAUAAUAAAACUCAAUGUCUUAUUUUUAGUUGUUCGUUUUUACAUUAAAACCAUGAAAGUUCAGCAUUGGAGGAGGAACAAUGGGUAAUUUAAUGCAGAUUCUGCCUGAUAUUUUGCAUCCCAAACUAUGCUUUGCUAGCCUCCACCGCCCACGUGGGUAGCCCUGUAGCGAGAGUGCACAGAUGUGGAGUUCCCUGGCGGCCUAGCGGUUAAGGAUCUCGUCACAACUACAUUAUCAAAUGGAGGAUGUGGAUGCCCUUAUGUCCUAGGUGUGGUUAUGAUUUUCUGGCUGAAAGACACAGUUCUUAAAGCCCACACUUCAUGACUCGACACGUUCAGGAAUUUUUAGAGGCAAGACAGACCUAGGCUCUCGUUUAUCUCAUUUUUAACAAGUGAGGGAGCAAAGGAAUGGAAGUAAGAUGCAGUGUUCGGAUUUGGUUUGCUAGGUCCUGUGCACAUAUGAUCUCAUUUAGUCCUUACGACUCAUGCAACGUACAGAGGAUGUUGAGAGAAGUCAGGUAACCUGACCAAGAGCUCCCACAGCUCAGCAAUGGCGGAGUCACGAUUUGAGCCUCCAUUUGAUCCUUCUUGCUACAAGUCCUCCAACCUGGAGAAGUUAAUAAAUUGCAGUUGCCAGGGUUCACGUGUUCAUCUCUCAAACCAUAAUCUUAGGAGAUUAUAACAUCAUCUUGAAACCCGUUCCCGUACGAGACACCUACAUAACCAAUAAAUUAGACGGCAAAGGAAAACAUAAUUCAGUGACAAAGGUGGUUUUAUGAAGCAGUGUCCAUGAAACUGAUUGGCUGGCCUGUUGGCUCUUGGCUAAUCCUUUGUCUCUCUUGAUCACUCUCACAAGUUUCUCUUUCUCCUACCAGCCUGAAGCCCCCUUUCCCUCAAGGCUCUUCCUUCCAUAGCUGCCCUAGACCCUGCCCCUCCAGCUACACCUCCUGCCUCCUUCUGCUUUUCCCAGGUAGGAAUGGCUGGUCAUGCCCAUCUGGGGACGGAUUCCUUGUACUCUCAGUUUUGAACCUGAACUUGGUGGUUCAUGGAGGACAGAUUCCUGCUUCAGGAUGGAUCUGAGCCCUGUGUCUUCCCAUCAGUGUUUUCUCACGGUUCCAUGAGCCCCUCCCAUCUCAAUUCCUAUGUUCGGGUGGGUCUCCCACACCUGUACUCCUUGGAGCGGGAACCUUGUCCAGGGCAUCCAGGUGUCCCAUGGCCUGGCACAGAGGUGGGGUUCAGUAAGUCUGAAAAGGGCCAGUCACUGAUUCCCAUGCAGAAAGAGUUUGGCGUUGGCUCCUGUUUACCCUCGAAGCUUCCACAUGUGCAAGAGGAAAGUAGUUUCAUCAGAGAGAAUCCAAUGGCAGCUUGCUCGAAUGGGAAAGGCCCUAUCUCUGGGCUGUUCAUUCAAGCCAGGGGGAUGGGAUCAAUUUUCCUCAUCUAUAAAAUAGGUUUCAAAUAUAUCCAAUCUGGGGAGUUCCCAAGUUCCCGUUGUGGCUCAGCAGACUACGAACCUGACCAGUAUCCAUGAGGAUGUGGGUUCGAUCCCUGGCCUCGCUCACUAGGUUAAAGAUCUGUUGUCGCCAUGAGCUGUGGUGUGGGUUGCAGACGCAGCUUGGAUCAGCUGUGGCUGUGGCUGUGCCCAGCAAUUGCAGCUCUGAUUGGACCCCUAGGCUGGGAACCUCCAUAUGCCACAGGUGCAGCCCUAACAACAACAACAACAACAACAAAAAAAGGCAAAAAAAAAAAAUUCUUAUUUAAAAGGCAUUUUGGGGUGGGGUUGGGGUUGAGAAGGGGGAAAGCAGAGUGUCUGGAGCCGUGCCUGUGUAGAGUAAACCCUUUAAAUUUGGGGCAAUAACUCCGAAAUUAUUUUAUGGUAAAUGCUGCCUGUAAGGAGUUUUCGUUAUAGCCAAUCAAUACAUUUUUACGUGCAUACAUGACGGCCUGGGGAGAAUCAGCAUGUGGGAGCCUUGAGGCUUCACCUUCCAGAAGUCAGAACAUUCUGUUUGGAUGCCAGAAGCUUCCACACUGGAGUUUUCCAGCUCAAGUCGGUGCCUGACUGGAUGAUCUAUGAAGUCACAACGAUUUUCCGGCUCAGGGUAAAAUGUAAGCCGUUGUGAGCUUGAGAGGAGAAAAGGCUGAAACCCGACACACAGCUGAGAACAGCGUUCUGUCCAACUGGAGGUGUUCGGCAGUGUUGAUUCUGUAAAAUGUCACUCCAUCUUUUUACUGCAUUGAACUGAAAAGACUUUUAACACUUGGGCUGAAAUGUCUUGGAGGCCAAGGUUAAAUGUAUUGCAUAUGGCAAAAUACCCUGCUUUAUCCUUCUUGCUCCAAGGAGUUUUAGUAAUAAUCCAGGUACGUCUGAUAACCUAUGCAUAUAUCUUUUGCUUGUGUUUUUUUUUUUUUUAAAGAAAAUUUUCUUAAAAGAGCACCUCAUUCUGUCCCACGUACUCUGUUGCUUGUGUGUGACAAUACCAAAGUCUGCGAUUUUACUUUCGUAAACAAUUUCCCCAUAACUUACACUUGAAGGCAUUUCUUUCUUUCUUUUUCUUUUCUUCCUUUCUCUCUCUCUCUUUUUUUUUCACCACCCCGAGGCAUACGGAGCUCCUGGGUCAGGGAUCAGAUCCCAGCCACAGCUGUGACCUACACCAAAGCUGCGGCAACCCUGGAUCCUUAACCCCCUUUGCCGGGCUGGGGAUCAAACCUGCGUCCCAGCACUGCGGGGAACUCUUGAAUGCAUUUCUUUUUAAACAGUGUUUAUUUCAUCCCUGCUGCGUUCUGUGCUAAAGCACGGGUGGCUGCAGAAGUUAAACAGACCAGACCCUGACAUACAUGAAUUUAUAAUCUAGUGGGGGGAGUGGACCCCCCGCAUAAAUGGAAGAAGGUCCGUGAGAUAGAGGAGUAAGGUAAGAGGGAAGAUGGGGAAUGGUGAGAAUAUUAUCCUGGCGCCUCUUAGAACAAGUCAGACUCCUGAUAUUAGACUUCCAGCCUCCCAUCAGGGUCUGGAAGGAGGAAACCAGCCCAGAUGAGAUCCCAGCCGUGCCCCUCAAGCAGGACUGCACAGCUGCCUUGGGAAUGCCAUCCCCAGGUCAGUGUUAAGUUAGGAAAUCCGCAAAAGGGCAUCUCCAUGGUGCAAAUCAUAGCUCCCUCUGUCCAGAAGCACCACCUCCCGAAUGUCAUGCUACCUGUAGGACAAAGCCUUUGGAUGCUCUGGAGUGAAUCUUUCUACUCACUUUUAAAAGAAUGAUCAAAACCAGAUGAUCCAAUAAAGAUAUGGUCCACCCAGUGUGUCCCCAAACGCUAUCACACUCAGGAUUGACCAAGAGAACUAGCCUGUGGCUUUUAUUUACCAAGCAUACAACACGGGGCUUGGAUUUGUUUUGUUUUAUUCUGUCUUAGUUUCGUUUUCAAAUGCGACUCCUACCUUUAGAAGGUAAAGAGAAGCAGGAUCUUCUGCCUGGUCCUUUCUCUGAAAAAGAACCUGAAUGUAUAGCUUGAUGCCACUGUGAAUCCCUCAUGCAUAUUUAUUCUGGUGACAACGUCUGCAGACAGUAAGGACCGAUCUCCCCACACCCUUGGAAAUUGUCUGUAAAAUUACGACAACGGGAAUAACCAAGUCAUCAGAACCAAUAUAACUCUACUAUUUUUCUACAUUUGCUUUUGGGGUUGGCAUUUUGUGUAGCUCGUGAUGUGUAUCAACGAUAAUAAUAAAACUCCGUUGACUUUC
Sus scrofa (pig) is the source of this 12967-nucleotide messenger RNA. RefSeq names its product family with sequence similarity 135 member B (gene FAM135B). NCBI's taxonomy places the organism in Eukaryota, Metazoa, Chordata, Mammalia, Artiodactyla, Suidae. Gene Ontology annotation, biological process: lipid metabolic process. The record is from RefSeq and is a predicted model, not a curated record.